AAGAUCCGGCGGUUGCUUUAAGGACCGCGGAACCAAUGGGCGGCCUACUCGUUGCCAUGUCAACGAGGGACAAAACUGCGCUUCAUGUGUUUGCAGCAGCGAAGAGAGUUCACCUUGAGUAAAAUAACUCCAGAUUAUGAAUGUAUGAGGCGUUCUUGCUAAAUGAAGGUGAUGGUCUGUGUUUGAACAGAAAAACGAGUCAAGCUGCAAAAUGAGCAAAAAAUAUGAAGCAGCAAAUGUCUCAGAGAUGGAGGAGCACAUUUUCCACAAAUAUGACAUCAAGAAGAGGCUCGGUAAAGGGGCAUAUGGGAUUGUAUGGAAAGGUGUUGACAGAAAGACAGGGGAGACUGUGGCGGUGAAAAAGAUAUUUGAUGCCUUCAGAAACAGCACAGACGCCCAGAGAACGUUCAGAGAAAUAAUGUUUCUUCAGGAGUUUGGAGAUCACCCCAACAUCGUGAAACUCAUAAACGUCCUCCGUGCAGAAAAUGACAAAGACAUUUACCUCAUCUUUGAGUAUAUGGAUACUGACUUGCACACUGUUAUAAAGAAAGGCUCCCUCUUGAAGGACAUCCAUAAGCGUUAUGUGAUGUACCAACUCUUCAAAGCCAUUAAAUACCUCCAUUCAGGAAAUGUUAUUCACAGAGACCAAAAGCCUUCUAAUGUGCUGCUGGACACUGACUGUGUGGUCAAGUUGUGUGAUUUUGGAUUGGCUCGAUCACUCAACCAGGUGCAAGAAGACAGUGUGAAUCCAGCACUGACAGAGUACGUGGCCACUCGCUGGUAUCGAGCUCCUGAAAUCCUGCUAGGAUCCACAAGGUACACUAAGGGAGUGGACAUGUGGAGCCUUGGCUGUGUCCUGGGAGAGAUGCUGCUGGGGAAAGCCCUUUUUCCCGGAACAUCCACCAUCAACCAAAUAGAGAAGAUCAUGAGUGCCAUCCCUCACCCCAGCCCAGAUGAUAUGUUUGCUAUCAAAUCAGAAUACGGGUCGUCUGUCAUUCAGAGAAUGCUGUUAAAACCACAGGUGCCUUUGGAGGAUCUUCUUCCACCGUCUGUGCCUCAUGAUGCUCUCAACCUCGUGAAAAGUUUACUAGUUUUUAACCCAGAGAAGCGGCUGACUGCAGAACAAGCCCUCCAGCAUCCAUAUGUAGCCAGGUUUCACAAUCCAGCUAAAGAGCCCAGUCUCAACUAUGAUGUUGUUCUGCCAGUGGAUGAUGAUGUACAGUUAUCAGUGGUUCAAUACCGCAACAAACUUUAUGAGAUGAUGCUGGAGUGGAAGAGCAAAAACGCAAUGCUGAAGUUGCCACAGGCUGUAGGCUGUGUCAGCAGUCCGGGGAAGCCGAAUGCCAAGAGUGAACGAGGAGAGAAGAAGCCGGUGACAGCGAAAAGCCACAGAGAUGGUGACCGGGAGGCGAAACCAGCAUGCAAGCAGGCCGACCAGGAAAAGCAUGUGCAUUUAAACGCCGAUGUUACUAACGCUGAAGCAGCAAACGUCAAAUCUACUUUAGGGAAGACAAGCCCAAUAACUCGCCCUGGUUUCAGAAAACCAUCAUAUAAUCCAAUCACUCAUACAGUUGGUGCUCCUCAUCAUGAUCACUCUACUAGAGUCAGCAGGAAGCAACCGGGACAAACUACUAAUGAAACCACAGCAACACUACCAGCAGAGGGACCCAAUAUUAGUGCAUCCAUGGAUCAGAUUCUGCAGCGUGGUCGCUCAGCCCCUGUGGCCCACAACCACUCCUUCUCCUCCACCCUAAUCCAAACACAGAAAAACUCUUUAGUGCGCAAAGAGGACAAGUCUUUAUCUGCUGGCCUGCACAUCACAUCAACCCAGCUAAGCUCAAACUCUCGUGUUCGUGAGGCUCCGCCGCCGCACCGUCCCAGCAAAAAGGUCUUCCAGAAUAACUGCAAUGUGUUGGCUGCUGGUGACCCACGAGCCAAACUCGGCAGCUACUCCCAAGCCUAUGGUACUAUCAACAAGACAGAACUUGACAGUCUCCUUCGAAGUCGGCCUUAUCAUCAUUAACUGCCCUCUUAUCAGUGGUUGCACAGCCAAGGAAAUCACAUGUUUCAUUAUAGGAUGUUUGGUGUUUGACAAACACACUGAAAGAAGAUAAAUUUGUGGGUAAAUGACUGGUUCCAUCCUGUGUAGAAUUUACCCAGACUCUUUUAAAUUGUAAUGAGAAAUACAUAUCCAAGACUAUAUGAUUUUUAUUAAAAGAAAAACCACUGCAGCUACAUUUUUGUAUUGUCUUUAGAUUUUUUUUAAGGUAAUACCAGUCAAAAACAGCAAUAAAUAUCAAAGGAUUUUCACGGCA
Messenger RNA from Oryzias latipes (Japanese medaka), 2315 nucleotides. RefSeq names its product mitogen-activated protein kinase 15 (gene mapk15). Gene Ontology annotation, molecular function: ATP binding; MAP kinase activity. Gene Ontology annotation, biological process: protein phosphorylation. Lineage: Eukaryota; Metazoa; Chordata; Actinopteri; Beloniformes; Adrianichthyidae. The record is from RefSeq and is a predicted model, not a curated record.